UACUAUGCUAUACGUCGCGUUGUAUUGGCGGCGCAGCUACCUAUGGUAUUGUGGUGAAAUCGCAAUAUUAUCGGCCGUGGCAGCACUACUCGAACGCUAGACUACAAACGAGUCGAGAGCGGAGAAUCCAACGAUGUGAACCUGAUUUAACGAUGAUUCAAAACACUCCCCUCACCUUGCCCGCAUGCGUUAUUGUUGCGAGUCUGCUGCUGAGUAUAGUAUACGAAGCAGCUGACACUGCGUGGCUGCUGCUGUAGCUGGAGUGCGACACACAUUUUCGAUUGUGUACUUAUCUCUCGUUGAACAUUAUAGUCGGCUCCAGUUGAUGAUCGUACAAUAGUUUGGUAUUGAUUAACUACGGUAACUUGGUUAACCACCUCAACAGUGCAUCAUUGAUUCUAGAAGUGAAUAAUUGUAAAAAUGGUUUCCAACUGCAACGACAUUAAAUUGUCUGGCCUGACACCAGAUUUGUAUUUGGAGAAACACAUCAACUAUAUUCUAUCGUACGAGUCAAAAAAGGAUGAUUAUACAUACAUUAUGACUGAACACCUUAGAAUAUCUGGCAUGUACUGGGGUCUCACAGCUUUAGAUAUUACGCAUAAUUUACACAAAAUAGAUAAAGAAGAAGUUUUGAGUUUUAUAAAGCAGUGUCAGCAUGAAUGUGGAGGAAUUGGGGCCAGUAUUCUUCACGAUCCACAUUUGUUACAUACCCUGAGUGCUAUACAGAUUUUGUGUUAUUACAAAGCUUUGGACACGAUUAACGUAGAGAAAGUUGUUGAAUAUAUAAAAAACAGACAAAAAGACGAUGGAAGUUUUGAGGGUGACAAGUGGGGUGAAAUAGAUACAAGAUUUUCAUUUUGUGCUAUUGCAUCUUUAGCUUUAUUGAAUCGUUUGAAUGAAGUGAAUAUAGAGAAAGCUGUAAAUUUUAUUAAAUCUUGUAUGAAUUUUGAUGGAGGCUUUGGCUCGAAACCUGUAAGUGAGAGUCACGCAGGUUUAAUUUACUGUUGUCUGGGCACAUUAUCUAUUACUGGUCAUUUACACAUUGUUAAGGCAGACGAACUGGGAUGGUGGCUUGCUGAAAGACAACUGCCAUCGGGUGGUUUGAAUGGAAGGCCAGAAAAAUUACCAGAUGUUUGCUACUCUUGGUGGGUUCUUGCUUCCUUGAAAAUUUUAGGACGUCUUAAUUGGAUUAAUACCAACAAAAUGAUAAACUUUAUACUGUACUGUCAAGAUGCAGAAACAGGAGGGUUUAGUGAUCGACCUGGUGAUAUGGUUGAUCCAUUCCACACUCUAUUUGGUUUAUCAGCAUUAUCGUUACUAGGAUAUACAAAAGCUGAUUUGAAGACAAUAAAUCCUACAUAUUGUAUGCCACAAUAUAUAAUGGAUGAAAUGAAUCUGAAGCCUGACCGGCUGGAUUUAGUAGAAAAAACAGACCAUUUAAAGGGUUGGGCUGGGAUCGAAGAAGACUAAUAAUGUGCUUUAGAAUU
Molecule: messenger RNA, 1487 nt
Organism: Trichogramma pretiosum
Lineage: Eukaryota; Metazoa; Arthropoda; Insecta; Hymenoptera; Trichogrammatidae
Gene: betaggt-II
Product: geranylgeranyl transferase type-2 subunit beta
Exons: 5
Coding region: 421-1470 (349 amino acids)
Biological process (GO): protein geranylgeranylation
Cellular component (GO): Rab-protein geranylgeranyltransferase complex
Molecular function (GO): Rab geranylgeranyltransferase activity
Source: RefSeq, a predicted model, not a curated record